Epithele typhae is the source of this 864-nucleotide messenger RNA. RefSeq lists its product as uncharacterized. The transcript has 3 exons. The record is from RefSeq and is a predicted model, not a curated record. NCBI's taxonomy places the organism in Eukaryota, Fungi, Basidiomycota, Agaricomycetes, Polyporales, Epitheliaceae. Bases 1 to 864 code for a protein of 287 amino acids.
AUGUUCAAUGUCAACUUCGCCAUCGUCGCCAACAACAAACCUGCUCAAUUGCCUAACGCAGACGCCAUCAUCCGGGCGUGCACCACGCACUUGAACAAAAACAACUCGAGCAAUCCCACUGCUAACCAACGGGGCAUGUCCCUAGUCAACGAGUCCGGCAUCCCUUAUGCGUGGGUAAAGUUCGGACCGUCCAUCACCAUGGCCGAGGCGCGCACGCAAGACUACGUCGCUCACAGCGUCAACGGUACCGCCGCCGCCGCCACCGCCUGCGUCCGCGUUCCCAACGUUUACCUCGCUUUUGUCGACAAUGACAACUGGGGCUAUAUUAUCAUGGAAUUCGUUGCUGGGGCUGUGUGCAGCAACACCGACGCCCCCGCGGUCGCCAAGGCCGUCGAGCAUCUCAUCACCAUCCACCCCCCUAACGCACAGCUUGGCCACUUCGGCGGUAGCCCUAUCUUCCACCCCUUAUUCAACGACCGCAAAUCCUCGGUAGAGUACCCUUCCGUCACGCUGCUCGAAGACCACAUCAACGGCAUCCUGAGGUCCUUCGGUUAUAAUGUAUAUGUUGACUUCAGUCAGGAAGCCGAGGCGCAUGACCUCUGCCUCUGCCCGUCCGACAUGAACCGGCAGAAUUUCAUCAAGGAGCCUAAUGACACUAUCGUCGUCCUCGACUUCGGCGAGGCCUGCUUCCUGCCUGCCUCCUUCUUCGACCUCGCGCUGCGUGGCGAGGACUCCUACACCAGGCGCCUCCGCCCUCUGAUCUCACGUCAGCCAUCAGCGCAGCUGGACGGCCUGUUGCUAGCGAAGGGUGCCCUGGUCGUCACCGGAAACAACAAUCUCGGUUUGCCGGCCAAACUCAACUAG